AUGUUGCCUGGUGGGGUACAGGCGAAUCUGUUCUUGUUUCCUCCCUGCUUAUCUGCGGAUAUUCUCAGGCGUUUCUCUCUUGUAUGGUGUCAGUGGUCGUCAUGGCGGCGGCCAGGACGGACAAUUCUUGCCGAUCCUAGGGUCUUCAUGUCUGUUCGAGGCGGUGACGGUUUCUUGCCCUCGAUACGUACAGUUUGCUAA
Colletotrichum paranaense is the source of this 201-nucleotide messenger RNA. RefSeq lists its product as uncharacterized. The transcript has a single exon. The record is from RefSeq and is a predicted model, not a curated record. The coding region runs from base 1 to 201 and encodes 66 amino acids. NCBI's taxonomy places the organism in Eukaryota, Fungi, Ascomycota, Sordariomycetes, Glomerellales, Glomerellaceae.